AUGUUAAAGUGGAUUCAGGGUGGUUUAUCAGCUGUUACAGGUAUUGCUGAACCUGAAUAUGGUAAAGAAUAUAUUCAUCCAGCUACUGAAAGAGUUGUCGAAGAGAAAAGACAACCUUUUGUUGAAUUAAAGAAGGAAGAUGUAGAUUGGAUUAAUCCGGACCAUACUAAUGUCGAAACUGCUACUUUCUAUUUCAGUAAUUUAGAUACUGGUGUUCUAGGUUUCGCUCAAAUUAUUCAUUCAAACAUUAUUGGUUAUAUCACUCAAGCUCAAUUUACUUUCAGAAUUUAUGAUUCGAGAAACCCAGGUAAUUUAAAUUUAUGGACUUCAACUAAAUUAGAAAAUUUUAAAAUCGAAGGUCCAAAUUUCUAUGCUGAUAAUUUAUCUCUAGAGUUGAAUGAAGAAAACACUGAAUAUCAUUUUGUUUCUUCUGUCAAUGAUGAUUCCAAAAUAGAUCUGACUUUUACUAGAUUAGUACCAGGUGUUAAAGUUGGUGAUAAUUCAACUACUUACUACGGUGACAACAUUGAGGAACCAUGGGGAACAAUGAGACAUGUAUUUUGGCCAAGAAAUUCAGUGGUUGGCACCAUUGAUUUGAAAAAACCUAUUGAAGUUAAAUCUGCAACUAAUGGUGAAUCUGAAACUCAAGAUAAUGAAGAAGGUCAGGAAGAAAAUGAUCAAGAUGAAUCAGAAAGUAACGAAGAAAUUCAGAAAGAAGAUAUCAACAUCAAAUUCACUAAGGAAUAUCCUGUAUAUUCUUUAUUUAUAAUGGCUGUACAAGGAAUGAAACCUCAUCAUGCCGCUAAAACUUGGAAUUUUUUAAAUUUCCAUUCUGAAGAAGGUUCUACUGUAUUGAUCGAAUUUACUACCCCCAAAUCUUAUGCUAACACUAAAGUUUCUAUCGGUAUCGUCACAUCAAAGGAGGACAUCUUAGCAGUUACAGUGGAUAACAACUAUGAACAUUUAAAUAGUGAAGUUGAUGAAAUCGGUUGGAAGGUUCCAAAAAACAUCCAAGUUACAUUAAACGGUAUAAAGUCCAAUAUUUCUGAUGAACAAGUGGCAGGGGGCGAGCUUACCGAUGCUGAUAAAUUUACUGCUGUCUAUGAAGCAAAGCUAGAACAGUUAGUCGAAAGAGUAGAUGUCAUGAGCGAAAUACCUCAAUUUGUAAAAAACAUUGUUUCUGGUAUUGCCGGUACCAAACCAUACAUUUAUCAAUAUGCCAAUAUUGAAGACUGUACUCUUAAGAUUAAUGAAAAGAGCAUCAAAGGUCUAGGCUGGAUGGAAGUUACAUUCAUCAGUGAGUCAGAUGCUAUCACCGAGGAAUCCUACAACGAAAAUUGA
This is a messenger RNA of Tetrapisispora phaffii CBS 4417, 1341 nucleotides long. It is a transcript of the gene SVF1, whose product is annotated as Svf1p. Gene Ontology annotation, cellular component: cytoplasm. Gene Ontology annotation, biological process: response to oxidative stress. Bases 1 to 1341 code for a protein of 446 amino acids. The record is from RefSeq and is a predicted model, not a curated record. The transcript has a single exon. NCBI's taxonomy places the organism in Eukaryota, Fungi, Ascomycota, Saccharomycetes, Saccharomycetales, Saccharomycetaceae.